Molecule: messenger RNA, 621 nt
Organism: Blepharisma stoltei
Lineage: Eukaryota; Ciliophora; Heterotrichea; Heterotrichida; Blepharismidae
Source: the annotation of a GenBank genome assembly
AUGCCAUUCAAGCUUCUUUUGAUUGUUCUAAAAUUGUGGAUCUCUUAUUCAAGCCAGCCAGGAUGCCCAGUUAUAUCAUGCAAGCCAUUAAGUAAAAAAUUCUGCGCAGAGCUUAAUGGAAAACAACUUUUUAUAAAUAGCGAUCCUCCAUUCUCUGAUGAUUAUGCUUGCUCUCUCUUGCAAAUUGUAACAGCCUACAAUCAGAUCCCAAAAAUAACCCCAACAACAAGAUACGAAUUUCCAGUAAGGCCCAAACCAAAGCCAGAUGAUUUCGGAGGAUACAACUCAUGGCACAUAAAAUACAAGUGAAACGAAAACAAUACUUUAGCUGAAGGUACCCAUCCUAAGCCUUGUCAAAUUGAUAAAGAUUGCCUACUAAUAAUCGGAGAAUAUGGCUUCUGCAACUGCGGAUUUGAUGGAAACUACUAUUGCCAACCAAAAAUUGAUGAUAUUCCAGGGGUAAGAGAAGAAUCAAAAGAUAAUAAUGACAACACGAUGGCGCUUGAACACUGGGUUUGGUAUAAGCGAAAAGUGAAUUAUUAUGUUUGGACGAAAGUCUUGCCUGAGUGCGCAAUUGAUCUGCUAUAUGAUGUUAAAGAGUAUAGCAGAAGAAAGCCGUAA